GCAGCUAGUCACAGAUGAGCUUGCUAGCAUUUUACAGCAGAAGUCACAAUAGUGACUCGAGGCGGAAGAGACGACGUGAAUAUUUGUAGCUGACUAGCUAGCUACUACAACAUUACUUACUGAACUUUUUGUUAAUUGUGUGUGGCUAGUGUUACUGCCGAAUAUAAGGACAAGACUCGGAAAUCAACGAUUUGCUGUAUCGUUAUUUAAUACGGGGCAGACCACUUCACUCAUUCCUCAUUUUAAAUCUAGAAUAUCAACACCACAAAGAUGGAGGCGCUCCAUGCCCACUGCAUGAAGUGUGUAAACCGGAGGUGUAUGAUCCGCCCAGAGACUGGUGUGUCCUGUGAUCUCAUUGGCUGCCCUCUCGUCUGUGGAGCCGUCUUCCACUCCUGCAAAGUGGAGGAGCAUCAUUUACUAUGCCCGUUUGAAAGAGUGCCUUGCCUCAACACUGGUUUCGGGUGCCCUUUCACUAUUGCUCGGCUCAAAAUGGCUGAACACCUAGAGACGUGCCCGGCCAGUGUGGUGUGUUGCACCAUGGAGUGGAACCGUUGGCCUGUGAGCUAUUCAGACAGGAAGUCCUAUGAGUACCUGAGCAAUGUUGAAGUGGUGGAGCAGCUAGACAUGGCCCUGGCUCUCCAAGAUCAGAGGAUGCUACUGGAGUCCCUCAGAGUCACCACCAACACGUCAAAUAACGGAUAUAAUAAACCAGCUGUGGAAACAAAUGAAAAGAUGGCUGAUGUCGUGUCAAGUGUACCAGAGACUGCAGUUAGUAAUGGAAUGGUUGAAAUGGAUGAGGCUGCUGCUUUGACUAAUGGAGUGAUUGAAAUGGAUGAUGAGUCCUAUAUUUCGGUACACAAAAAGAACUUAGCAGCAACCCUGGAAGUUCUCAGAAGUGCAAAGGACGUCAACUUGAUCAAUGGAAUUAUAAGUGGGGGAAAAACAGAGCGAAAUGGGGUUCUCCAUAAUGGAGAGAACAGUGAUGAUGACUUGAAGAAUGUAGAGAUGGAGAGUGACACACAGUUGGACUGUGAGCUCGGAGCAGUGGGCGGAGUGUCCGUGGACUGUGGAGUCGGAACCGACAGACAGGGAGAUGAGAGCUACUGGAUAGAGCUCAAUGAACGAAUCAAGUCUUCAGAGGAGGUGGAGAAGGACGGCAUGAUGGGUCUAGCAGAGGUGGGUCCUCCUCCUCUCAGUAACGGCUUCCACCAUACAGGAGACGACCACAAUCACUUGAGACGACGUGAGCGGAUGGAUCUGAGCAGAUCUCCACCCAGACGCUCAGAAGUCAACAGGUCUUCAGACUUCAGGCCGGUGCUGCCUUAUCUCUCCAUGCCUAACAUAGUAGCACCACGGGAGCCCUCUGGGCCCCACCCUCCACCACUACCCAUCCACCUGCCUCUUCCCAUGCCUCUCCCUAAUCUGGAACCCUACAACGUGCUCCAGCACCUGCCCUUAGAGAUCGAAGACAGGUGGCUGGAGAGGAAACUACAGAACCUCCAGGUGCUCCGAGGGAUGAGUGUGUUUACGUUUAACGGGCGCAGGGCUAUGAUGUCUGAUCCCUAUUUGUUCAGAGCUAAAAUGGAGGACAAGUCAGUGGACACCUCAGACCUGGAGGUAACUGACGAUCCAUUGGGGCUCCAUGGGAUCGACCUGAUCACGGCAGCGCUGCUCUUCUGUCUGGGGGACUCCCCCGGGGGCCGCAGCAUCUCAGACAGCAGGUUUGUAGACGGUUAUCGCGUCGACUUUGGUACCCAGACCUUCUCCUUCCCCUCGGCAAUACUGGCCACUAACACCAUGGUGGGGGACAUCGCCUCAGCGUCGGCCUGUGAUCACGCCAGCCCGCAGCUCUCCAACCCCAGCCCCUUCCACACCCUCAGACUGGACCUGGUGCUGGAGUGUGUGGCCCGCUACCAGACCAAGCAGCGCACCAUGUUCACCUUUGUGUGUGGACAGCUGUUCCGCAGAGAUGAGUUCUCCUCGCAUUUCAAAAACGUUCACGGGGACAUCCACGCCGGGCUGAACGGCUGGCUGGAGCACCGCUGUCCCCUGGCCUACUACGGCUGCACCUACUCCCAGAGACGCUUCUGUCCCUCCGUGCAGGGCUCCAGGAUCAUCCACGAUAGACACCUGGGCUCGUUCGGGGUGCAGCCGGGUAUGCCUCCCCGGUUCGGAGAUAAAACUCUCCCCAGGAAUGCCUGUCGGUUCGGCUCCACCUGCGACCACCUGAGCUCCCUGCCCUUCGAGGUGCAACAGUAUGUGGCUAGUUUCCUGGAUGGCUUCAGCCUGUGCCAGCUGUCCAGGGUCUCCCGGACCAUGAGGGAUGUGUGUGGCAGCUUACUCAAGUCCAGAGGCAUGGUGGUGCUUCUCUGGGAGAACACACGACGGGCAGAUGGGUCUUCCUCGUGGCAGAUCCAAAACAAGGUGUGGCGAUUCAGUACGGCUUUCGGUACGGUGAACGAGUGGAAGUUUGCCAACAUCGCCAAUAUGGCCGAACAUCUGAAGAAGUGCAAGUUUAACACCAUCACCCGUCGGGACGAGGCAAUCCCUCUGCCCUGCAUGUGCUUCACCAGAGAGCUCACCAAAGAGGGACGCUCACUGCGCUCAGUCCUCAAGCCAGUAUUAUGAGUUGCCCUAUAACAGGGUUGGAGUCCAUGGGUAUGUCUGAAUUGGCAGUCUAUUCCCUAUAUAGUGCACUACUUUUGACCAGGGGCCAUAGAUAUAGAGCGGCAGGUAGCCUAGCGGUUAAGA
Molecule: messenger RNA, 2751 nt
Organism: Salvelinus sp. IW2-2015
Lineage: Eukaryota; Metazoa; Chordata; Actinopteri; Salmoniformes; Salmonidae
Gene: fbxo30a
Product: F-box protein 30a
Molecular function (GO): protein binding; ubiquitin protein ligase activity; zinc ion binding
Source: RefSeq, a predicted model, not a curated record